This is a messenger RNA of Ochotona princeps (American pika), 1038 nucleotides long. Its product is annotated as olfactory receptor 11L1. Gene Ontology annotation, biological process: G protein-coupled receptor signaling pathway. The transcript has a single exon. Gene Ontology annotation, cellular component: membrane. Bases 1 to 1038 code for a protein of 345 amino acids. Gene Ontology annotation, molecular function: G protein-coupled receptor activity; olfactory receptor activity. The record is from RefSeq and is a predicted model, not a curated record. NCBI's taxonomy places the organism in Eukaryota, Metazoa, Chordata, Mammalia, Lagomorpha, Ochotonidae.
AUGGGAAGAUCUCACAUUUCUCUGCCCCCAUGGGCAAAGGCCAUCUCCCCAAACAUGUCCACAGUCACCGAGUUUCAGCUCCUGGGAUUCUGGGACGUGGCUGAGUGGCAGAUCCUGCUCUUCGCUGUCUUCCUGGCCAUCUAUGUCCUCACCAUCGCAGGGAACGCAAUGAUCGUGACCAUGGUGAGCCAGGCAAGGCAGCUGCAUUUGCCCAUGUACUGGCUCCUUCAGCACCUUUCUGUCUUGGAGGUAUGCUACACGUCCACCAUUGUGCCCCGUUUGCUAGUCACCCUGAUCUCUCGGGGCCAAGCCAUCGCCUUCUCCGCCUGCAUGGCACAGCUCUACUUUUUCGUGUGCUUUGGGGCUACUGAGUGCUUCCUCCUGGCCACCAUGGCUUAUGACCGGUACCUGGCCAUCUGCAGCCCCCUCCGCUACCCCUUCCUCAUGAGUCCCAGGGUCUGCACCAAGCUGGUGGCUACCUCCUGGCUGGUCGGGGCUGGCACAGGCCUCCUGCCUUCCCUGAUGAUUGCCCAGUUGGACUUCUGCGGCCCCAACCUAAUCGACCACUUCUUCUGUGACCUCCCCCCUCUGAUGCAGCUGUCCUGCUCCAGCAUUCACACCACGGAGCUAGUCAUCUUCACCCUGUCCGUGGCUGUCCUGUGCAUUUGCUUUUCUCUGACCCUCGUGUCUUACGUUUUCAUCGUGUCCUCCGUACUGAGGACCCCUUCCGCCUCUGGCCGAACCAAGGCCUUCUCCACGUGCGGGUCCCACCUAACCGUUGUCAGCAUCUACUAUGGUGCCAUGAUCUCCAUGUAUGUGCGCCCCAGUGCCCACCCAUCCCCGGAAACCAAUAAGACUGUCUCUGUUUUCUACACUGUGGUCACUCCGCUGCUGAACCCCAUUAUUUACAGCUUGAGGAACAAAGACUUCAAGGAGGCGGUGAGGAAGGUGGCUGUCAGGAAGUGCAGCUUCCAUAGAGUCGGGCCAGAUGGAGGCGCCGUGCUUGGAUGGAGUGGCCUGCAGAGGUCACGGUGGUAG